CCCGAAGGGUCUGGGACGGGCGCCAGAGGGGGAGGGAAGCGGCAGUGUUCCUCGGUGGGACCCGGACAUGCUGCAGUUGUAACCAGCCUUGAUCCUGAUCCGUUGGACCGGACCUAGCCAGGGAGCGGUCCCCCAGCCGCAGCCGCUGGGGCGAGGAGCGGUGACAGCGCAGGAGCUCCGGGGGGGAAGGGAGGAAGGAGGAGAGACAAAGGGAGCGAGCCUGGCACUGCCUCCCUGCGCCGCCCACCAUGUGUCAGUCAGAGGCGCGGCGAGGACCGGAGCUCCGCGCGGCAAAAUGGUGAGAUGCUGUGGGCCACGGCUGCGUCCUAACCUGGCUUCGCCCCGCCUCGACCUCCGAAAGGUUGUAUUUCCCCCAGCUGGCCCUGAGGCGAAGGCUGGGACAGCUGAGCUGCAUGUCCAAACCUGCCCUGAAACUGCGCUCCUGGCCCCUGAUGGUCCUCUACUACCUCCUGCCACUUGGCGCCCUCAGGCCACUCAGCCGGGUGGGAUGGAGACCCGUGAGCAGGGUGGCCCUGUACAAGUCGGUGCCGACGCGCUUGCUAUCGCGGGCUUGGGGCCGCCUCAACCAAGUGGAGCUGCCGCACUGGUUGCGCAGGCCCGUCUACAGCCUGUACAUCUGGACUUUCGGGGUUAACAUGAAGGAGGCCGCCGUGGAGGACCUGCACCACUACCGCAACCUCAGCGAGUUCUUCCGGCGCAAGCUGAAGCCACAGGCCCGGCCCGUGUGCGGCCUGCACAGCGUGAUCAGCCCAUCGGAUGGGAAGAUCCUCAACUUUGGGCAGGUGAAGAACUGCGAGGUGGAGCAGGUGAAGGGGGUCACCUACUCGCUGGAGUCGUUCCUGGGCCCUCGCAUCCCCAUGGAGGACCUGCCCUUCCCACCAGCCACCUCCUGUGGCUCCUUUAGGAGCCAGCUGGUCACCCGAGAAGGGAACGAGCUCUACCACUGCGUCAUCUACCUGGCCCCCGGGGACUACCACUGCUUCCAUUCCCCCACUGACUGGACCAUCUCCCACCGGCGCCACUUCCCAGGCUCCCUGAUGUCCGUGAACCCCGGCAUGGCCCGCUGGAUCAAAGAGCUCUUCUGCCACAAUGAGCGGGUAGUCCUGACUGGGGACUGGAAACACGGCUUCUUCUCACUGACGGCUGUGGGGGCCACCAACGUGGGCUCCAUCCGCAUCUACUUUGACCGGGACCUGCACACAAACAGCCCACGGUACAGCAAGGGCUCCUACAAUGACUUCAGCUUCGUGACGCACACGAACAAGGAGGGCAUCCCCAUGCACAAGGGCGAGCACCUGGGCGAGUUCAACCUGGGCUCCACCAUUGUGCUCAUCUUCGAGGCCCCCAAGGACUUCAACUUCAAGCUGAAAGCAGGACAGAAAAUCCGAUUCGGGGAGGCUCUGGGCUCUCUCUAGAGCCUCUUUCAUGGCCACAGCUGCUGAGGGGUCUUUUCCACAGAAAUGUGAGGGUCUUUUCAAGGGGAACCUCUGAGGCUAUCUAGGAGGGGACCGUCGGGUCUGACCAGGCAGGACCUGGGUGACUUCUGUCCCUGCUGUCCAGGGUGCAGACAAGGUUGUCAGAGCCCCUCUCAUGUCCUAGACGUACAUCUUCCCCCUACCCACCUGAAGAGAAGUGCAGGCCAGGAUGAUUGAUUCCCUCUUGGAGAUUUUCUAACGUGUUGUGUAAACUGGAGACUACAUCUCCUGGCCGAGCAUUCAGUUGGUCUGAUUUCCGUUUUAAGAUAAGUGGUAGUUAAAGUACCUUCUUGCUGCUC
Molecule: messenger RNA, 1795 nt
Organism: Physeter macrocephalus (sperm whale)
Lineage: Eukaryota; Metazoa; Chordata; Mammalia; Artiodactyla; Physeteridae
Product: phosphatidylserine decarboxylase proenzyme, mitochondrial
Exons: 8
Coding region: 414-1436 (340 amino acids)
Biological process (GO): phosphatidylethanolamine biosynthetic process
Cellular component (GO): mitochondrion
Molecular function (GO): phosphatidylserine decarboxylase activity
Source: RefSeq, a predicted model, not a curated record